Molecule: messenger RNA, 702 nt
Organism: Symbiodinium pilosum
Lineage: Eukaryota; Dinophyceae; Suessiales; Symbiodiniaceae
Source: the annotation of a GenBank genome assembly
AUGGCAGGCAGAAGGCCACUGCUUGCCAUAGGUAUAGCAGCUGCAGUGGUUGCGGCCGGAACGAGCUUUUUGGCACCUGGGCAGUUUCGGUCGACGGUGCAACAAAGUGGCACGGCUCUGCGUUGGCCCAAGCGAACUCAACGAAGAUUUUCCGAGUCCGAAUCUGAGACGACUGAGGAAUUAUCGGACGCCGCAAAGGCCAACAUAGAGAAGCUGCAGGCAGAGAUUGAUGAACUCAAGACUAUCAAGGAAGAGAAGCAAGGUGCGCACUCGCGGCUCAAACUUGAGAUUGAUAAUUUCCGACAACGCACAUCAGCAGAGCUUGCGGCUGCCCGUGGCAAAGCCGCAGUUCCGCUGGUCCAGGAACUCAUCCCCAUUGCGGAUGAGUUCGAGUAUGCCAAGCAGAAUUUGAAGGUUGAAACAGAUGGGCAAAAGGCUGUGGUUGCCAAAUUCGAGGCACUCUUUGACAAGAUGUUGGACAGUUGGAAGUCUUUGGGCAUUGAGAAGAUGGCGACAGUGGGCGAGGAAUUCAAUCCGGAGCUGCACGAGGCUGUCUCGAUGAUCCCAUCGGAAGAAUACAAAGAGGAAGUGGUUAGCAAUGAACUUCGACCGGGCUGGGUCCUGAAGACGCCAGGUUCAGAUGAGCAACAAGUACUGAGGGCGGCCUUGGUGAUUGUAAGUUCUGGCCCCGGGCCAGCGUAA